UUGAAUUUAGUGGAUGUUUUCAUCCACUAACAACACGAAAGGGUAGUAAAUUUGAACAAUGCACAAGGGUUAAGUUUGAUGUGUUCACAUCAUUCGAGCAGAUGAAGUUAGCUAGCCCAUCCUUAUCCCAACAAGCAUUCCUCAAAAUGCUUGAGCAUCGAUCUCUUUCCACUGGUCGGAUGGGUAGUAUUUGUGGCAAUACGUUUAAUAGAGUUUUUCGGGAGUUUGCCUUCUGCAGUUAUAAAAAGGAAGAUCUGUGCUUGAUGGAGCCUUUUAAAUGCCCAGCAUGCACACCAGACAUGCUGGCUAUAUCUGCAGACGGCAACAGAAAACAUUACAGAUUCAAGAAAUCCAAAGGGACAGACGAACCACCUCUUUUUGAUGGACUGUUCAUCGCACAAGAUGCCAAAGUAUCUGCCUUUGUUGAGCAAAUAAGAAGCCAGAUGUGUAGUAGGACAGGUCAUGAUGUCUGUGGGCCAGCAACAUUUACAGCAGGCAGAGAAACAUCACAGAAAUCCCGGGCCAAGGUGGAUGAAGAGGGCCUUGAAAUAGCAGUGUGCAGACAUGGAAUCUUGCUGCAAGGCUUGAAUCACUAUCGUGGUGAAAUAUAUGCCUACCCAAUGUUCCUGCAGAAGGAACUGGCACAAGCUGCAAAUGUGACAUUCUUCUGUAUGGACAUUGCUUGCAGGUAUUGGCCUUAUUUGGAAAAGAUGGCAGAGAAGUUGCCUGAGCUCCAACCACUAACCAUGAUGAAGCCUUUCCUCUCCGUAAUGCAUGCUAAGGCCCACACUGGCAAAUGUGAGGUUAGGUGGGGUGGUAGAAGCCAAGAUGGUGCAGGAAAUACUGUCGGUGAAGAGGUGGAACAGGUCAAUAGUUUCCUUUCAAGGGCAGCUCUUACUACAAAGUACAUGACCAAGUCAGGCAGAGCAGAUAUGAUAACUGUGCUUGCCAUGGCAUGGAACAAUAGGAAGGUGGAGAGUCUUCACAAGACACUGGCAAAAAGAUUUGUCAAAACUACACAGAGGGCUGAAAUGGAAGCAGCCAAUCUUGAGAGUCUCAAGCAGGAGUUAAACAUCUCUCAGGAGGAUGCAGAUCGGUGGGUGUGUGAGGUGCAGCAAUGGGCAGCAACUGAGAGAGACAGUACUCCCGGUAGCCAGGAAGAGCUCCAGAAAGAAAUUGAUGAGAUCAUUUAUUCGAUCCGAAGAAAGAAGCGUGAUCUGUAUCGACAGAAUGACAGCAACCAAACAAGGCAGCGCAAACGGAGAAGACUUGGUGAGCUCAAAAAGACACUCCGAGAGAGGAUAGUGCAGUACAACACCCUUCCUGGCUGUGAAGACACAAUUGACACAGAAGCAGCAUGCUGUCUCUCUGAUGAUUUCAUUCUGCCUUGGGAAGCACAAGGAGAUGUGGUUAGUCUCCGCUUGAAGAGGCGGCUGUUUGACCAAGUCAUGCUGGCCAAGCGCAUGGAUGAGGAGAAGAUAAUAAUAGUGAAAGAGAUGACUCAGCAUUAUCAACAUCUUAAAAAUACAUUGGACCAACUGGACACCUUCCUUCGGGAGAUUAAAGAGGACAUCAAGAUCCAUAAUCCACCAAGAGAGCUGACUGAAGAGGGACACAGGGGGCUGCACUGCUGUAUCUUACACAAGCGGCACAUUCUGCAGCAAAAACUUGCAGCAGUCGCCAGCACCUAUGGCAGUGUCAACACAGACCCUUCCUUCUUCAUGCUGCAGGAAGAUGCUGAAGAGGAGAUUGAGGACAACAGCAGCUCAGAAUUUUCUGAAGAUGAAUUUUAAAGAAUUUUACAUUUUAAAGCCGCAAACAUUGGAAGCACUCUUUAAAAUUUAUUUAAAUAUUUUUCAGAUUUAUUAAACAAAAUAAUAAGUAAAAGUCAUUCUAAACAUGA
Messenger RNA from Paramisgurnus dabryanus, 1903 nucleotides. RefSeq lists its product as uncharacterized. The record is from RefSeq and is a predicted model, not a curated record. Lineage: Eukaryota; Metazoa; Chordata; Actinopteri; Cypriniformes; Cobitidae.